AUGAAGCUCAAGCGACUCCUUUCGUAUGGAUUUUCAGAUAAGGCCCCAAGGGAACAGGAACGUUUGCUCAACACAUACACUAGGGAAUUCAUCAAAGGCCUUAAAAGUCAAGGCACUCAUGCGGUCGAUCUUGUCAAAUGGUUCAAUUUCAUAACGUUUGAUAUCAUUAGCGACCUCACGUUUGCCAAAUCCUUCGACUGUCUUUCGAGCUCGGAAUAUCAUCCAUGGGUUGCCAUGAUAUUUGGGGUGACAAGAUACGCCACAUGGAUCCGGGCCUUGAGUCGAUUAGCGCCUGGUUGCGUCGAGAUGCUGCUUAGUUUGAUCCCUAGAAACAUCGCCCGUGAGCGUAACGCUACCUGGGCCAUGGCUCGGGAGAAGAUGUUUCGGCGAAGAGAAAGGUCUCCAAAGCACAUUGACUUCGCAACAUAUCUCCUUAGGGCGGAACAAGCACGAAAUCUUGAUAUGGAGGAUCUGGUUAGCAAUGCACCAAUCCUGGUGGUUGCUGGCAGUGAAACGAGGGCCACAUUACUCUCCGGUGCUGCAUACUAUACCGCAAGUCACCCUAUAAUCCAUAAGCGCCUGGCAAGAGAGAUUCGAGACCAGUUCAACCGCGUCGAUGAGAUCACUCUUGCCAGGCUGGGAGACCUCAGUUUGCGUAUCUACCUUCACGCCAACAGCAACCACCCCCGUUUGCUUCCCCCGGAGGGUGCUACAAUUUGUGGUCGAUUCGUUCCCGGAGGCUCUUUGAUUGGUGUUGGUCAUUAUUCUUGUUUCCGCUCAAGCAGCAACUUCGCUGAUCCUGACGACUUCGUGCCUGAGAGGUGGCUUAGCGAGGAUAUUAAGUACGCCAGUGAUAGGAGGGAAACCUUGCAACCUUUUGGUACUGGAAUUCGCAGCUGCAUUGUGAAGAGUCAUGCGUACAACGAGAUGCGUCUCAUAUUUGCUAUCUUGGUGUUCGAAUUUGACGUCGAGCUGCUUGAGGAGUCCUCGAUGUGGGAAAGACAACAGGUGUUUACAACUUGGCUCAAAAAGCCCCUUAUGGUACGGCUACAUCGGGCGAAGGUGGCCAGAUACCAGGCAGAGGUGUAA
Colletotrichum gloeosporioides is the source of this 1089-nucleotide messenger RNA. Its product is annotated as Cytochrome P450 monooxygenase aclL. The coding region runs from base 1 to 1089 and encodes 362 amino acids. Lineage: Eukaryota; Fungi; Ascomycota; Sordariomycetes; Glomerellales; Glomerellaceae. The record is from RefSeq and is a predicted model, not a curated record. Gene Ontology annotation, molecular function: iron ion binding; monooxygenase activity; oxidoreductase activity, acting on paired donors, with incorporation or reduction of molecular oxygen. The transcript has 4 exons.